Molecule: messenger RNA, 4400 nt
Organism: Spodoptera frugiperda (fall armyworm)
Lineage: Eukaryota; Metazoa; Arthropoda; Insecta; Lepidoptera; Noctuidae
Product: zinc finger protein 135
Exons: 10
Coding region: 156-3362 (1068 amino acids)
Source: RefSeq, a predicted model, not a curated record
UCGCUGUCAAUGUCAAUAGAUUUGAUGGAGGACGGGUUUUUGACAGGUUUAUUAUCAACCAGAUAGCGUAGCGUUUGUUUGUUGCAUUAUUUGUUAUGCGUUUUAUUCAGCGAAGAGAAUAUUUUUCGUAAUAUUUCAAAAUAUCGAACUAAAAGAUGACUUCGGACGAGUCUGAUGAUGAACCGCUAUCCGUUAUAGCCGCUAACAAGAGGGAACAAGGUGAUGAAGGUACAGCAGCAGAGAUUACUCUGGUUCCAGUUAAAAAGAAAAAGAAAGUAACUCCUCCGAAGCGGCUUUCGAUUACUAUAAAGCUUCAACGGAAGAAGACUGACCAGCCACCAGUGAUAGAGCGGCCUGCGGACGUGUGGUUAUAUUUAAAAGACUUCAAUCCGGCAGGCCCUUACAGCUGUUUACUUUGCUCAGACUGGUUCAUAAACAGGUCGAAAAUUAUUAUUCAUUACGUCUUGAAUCAUAAGAAGGACUUUUGCGGUAUUUGUAGAUACUUUGUGCCUGACAGAGAUUCAUGGUGGAAACAUCAAAAGUUUCACACUCCUUGGCCCUGUUCCCAGUGUGUACAGAACUUUGAGACAGAAGCAGAAAUCCGGCACCAUCUGAAGACUGUUCACAAUCUUGUGCAUUGCAGACUUUGUCACUUUAGGGUCCUGGACGGUGAUCCAUACCACACACACUUGUUCCAAAAACACAACAUCAGUAAUGUGGCAAAUAAAGAUGAGGAAAACCUGUGGGAAUUAGAAUAUGAUGGCACCUCCAACUUCCAAUGUCUACUCUGUAAUAAACCGAACAUUACCACCAGAACAUUCUUCAACCACUACAUGGGGUACCACCAUUUCACUCUCAAAUGCUUCACACAUCUCAUCUCAGGCAGAGAUCCUCCAUUCACUGUAUUUGGAGCCGAUCUCAGACCGGAAUUUGUUGAGGAACAACUAAAGAAUCAUCCAAGGUAUGGCUAUGUUGAAUCUGACUUCAAACCUGCUGGCUGCCCUAUUGAGGCCGACCCAAGUGCUACCAAAGACCUGCUCAAAGUACUCAUACCAGAAAUUAAACAAGAAGUGGUGACAGCUGAUGAGACUAAGACUGAUGAUGGUCUGGAGAAGACAAAGGAUGAAGAUUAUGAUGAUGUGUACAAAAACUACAAUGGUGAUGAUGACUUUGAUGUCACUUCAUUGGAACUUGUAGCUGUACAGAAAUGUUACCAUGAUUACAUAAGUGAUAUUUUGUCAGAUAUCAAUGCUAAGGCGUUCUUUGAAUAUUCAGAUGUUAAUUACGAGAAGAUCACAACAGAGAUUACUAUGGAUAUAGUUUGUACUCUGUGUAGUGUGCGGUACAGUACAUUGUCUCUGUUCUCUGCACACAUGUUCAAAAUGCACUGCAUUAAGUCAUCCCCAAUAUUUUCGUGUAGAGUGUGUGUGACACCUUUCGAAAACCAGACUGAACUGGACAACCAUGUAACCAAUGAGUUGGGGGACUUUGAGGAUCUCUGGAUAUGUCAGUUUUGUGAUAAAGAGUUUGACGAUAGAGAGUCGACGCGGCGCCACUUGACUGAACACUGGGAUCUAGUAGAAUAUGACAAUUGUUUUAGUCCACAUUUAGGUUUCAAGUGUAGAUAUUGCCCUACACUGUUCUGGCAUGAAACAGACAGGGAGACUCAUCAGGUUCGCGCACAUUACUUUAAUCAUAAAGAGGAUUAUUACAAGUGUGAAACCUGUAAUGAGCUGUUUAGUGAUAAGAUUUGGUUUGUCCACCACUACAUAGAAAGGCAUAGCACUCCAGAGAAGACACCGCUGUAUCUCCUCAAGUGCUACCUCUGCUGUCUAGUACUACCGACUAUCGAGGAGAUGAGAGGCCACUUCAACUGUGAACAUCCUGAAGCAAGGAAGGUGUUCUGUUCCUUAGACUCCUGUCAAUAUAAACCUUUGAGUCAUAGAAAGUCUUUCAAAUUGCAUGUGCGGUCGAUGCACACGUCUCGCGCCCGUCCAGAACGCACGGCGGACUGUAGCGUGUGUGGGCGGGAGUUCAGUAGCUCGCGCGCAUGCGGGGCGCAUAUGGCGCAGGCGCAUGGCCCCGGCAAGUUCAAGUGCAAACUCUGCAGACAAGUGCUGCAUACUAUGGAUGAGAGAAAACUCCACUACCUAAUAACUCACCCGGGCCAGCAUCCGUUCGAAUGCAAUGAAUGUGGCAAGUCGUUCCAGUACAAGUCUUCUCUGUACAUGCACAAACAGGACCAUAUACCCAACAAACAGAAUUAUACCUGUACCUACUGCGGGAAGACAUUCUUGAAACGAGAUUCAUUUCGCGAACACGUACAAAUUCACGAGGGGCCCCGGCAUGCGUGCUCGUACUGUCCGAUGCGGUUCGUGCAACGCUCGAACAUGUUGCGACAUGAGCGCAGACAUACCGGAGAGCGACCGUAUGCCUGUCCACAUUGCCCCAGAAGCUUCGCUGACAAAGGAGCUUGUAAUUCUCAUGCAAGGACUCAUUUGAAAGAUACGUCUUACGCGUGUAUGUACUGCGGCAAGACGUUUGUGCAGAAGUCUAAGCUCACAUAUCACAUUAGAAAACAUACGGGAGAGAACUUGGAGACGUGUCCGGUAUGUUCCAAACUGUUCACAAGUGCGUGCUCGUUGCGUGAGCACAUGAAGAUACAUGAGCCUAAGAAGGAGCUCAUCAAGUGUCCCCUCUGUGACCGCAAGUACCAGGACGAGCGCUACAUGCUCCGUCACCUGCGCACGAGCCACACGCGCGCGCGCCACCCGUGCCCCAUCUGUAACAAGAUGCUCACCAGCCCCGCCGGCCUCCGCCACCAUGUCAUCACGCACAGCAAUAUGAAGACCAUACAGUGUAAAAUGUGUCCGAAAGCCUAUUCAGUGAAGAGGACGAUGAUCAAACACUUCCGACGUCGCCACGGCUUCAAGGGCACUGAACCCAAUAUAAAGGAGUUCUACACUAGACUGGACCCACGAGAGUGCAACCUUGGCCUCGACGAGCCUCUCAUGACCAGUAUAUUUGGACCUCCGAAGAAGAAAGUGGACGAACUAUUAAUGGGGAACUAUGUGACUCUAACUAAUAUGGCGCAGCAGACUCAACUGCCUGAACGGUUUCCUAUACAGGCUCCAGAAGGCGAAAAUGCGGAGGAUACACCUAAUGAACAUUCGCAACAGUCUAAUGAUAAUGAUAACGAUGAACAGUCACAAGAGAGUGAAAAAGAAGUUGGGUUUGCCCAACCAGACAAAGUCAUCAUAAAGGUAGAAGCUAAAGACGAUGAAGAAUUAGAACAAGAUACCGAACUAGAACCUACAGACUUCGUUAGUGUUAAAAUUGAACCUAUGGACGAUGAUCAAUGAUCUACUGAAUCAGGCAACUUGCCUUUAAAACAAGAUCCGUGUUGAUUGGUUGCUUUGGAAGAUGUUUUAAUGUGAUUGGCGGAGCUAUGACGCAUUUCUUUGGGCAACCAAUGAACGCGAGUGACUUGCUAAGACGUGUUGCCAAGUUUUCGCAUUUAAUUACUACCUAAUCUUAACAUCUGAUUCCUAUAUCUACGUCAACUGUUCUAAAAUAUUUUUAGCUAGUAGAAAUUCAAAUUCCAUUUAUCCAUAGUCUUCUUUUUUAACGCCAUACAGGUUUAUAAGCGACCUCUUUUUUAUAAGAAAAAUAUCGAAUAUUGAAUAGUUAGUAUAUUUAAUACGAUUAUUGUUGUAUGUGUUCGCGUUACAAAUGACACAGAUUCCUAUAUUAUUAGAUAGCUAGUUUAAAUUGUAUGUGAAAGUAGGUGUGUUGGUAGAUACGCUCAUUAUUUGGGGCGUAACGAAAUGUACUGGUAAUAUUAUCUAUUUAAAUUAAUUUGUUUAACUUUAUAUCAUGCUACCGAAGCGUCACGCGUUCAGACACUUGAUUGGUCAUCUUUUUAAGAUGGCAUAGUCUGAUUGGCUAUGACAUGUUUGAUUGGCCAAUGAACAGGCGUGGUUUGGGUUGCGUGCAGGUUCAAUAGUACGGUUUCAGUUUGUCUUGUUUAUGGACAAGAGAGUAAGUGUUAAUCAGUGUACAUGAGAAUGUUGCCUUAGUUGACUUUGUUAAUUUAUUCUCAUGUAUUUGUAUGUAAGACUUUGUUAAUUUAUACCAAUUGCAAUUUUGCACUACAUACUCUUUGGUUAUUGUGAACCUUUUACUGCCUACCUGUCUCGAUACAGAUUUUUUUAUAGAAUGUUUCUAUUUCUAAGAAAGACUAUUUUUAUUUUAUAUUAUAGUGUGUAAGGAAAGAUUUUUAUGUUGAUUUUAUGAUUUAGUAAAAUGCUUUAAUUAAAAAUGUAUAAUUAUUAGAAGUAACGUGAUUUUCAUCGAAUAGUUCAAUAUGGUUCGUUGAAUAAAGUAAUUAAAUGAAUUUG